UCAUAAUGAAUAAGUCAAUCAUCAGAGAGUGUGUGAGAAGGAAAUUCUUCGGUUAAUUUCAAUUUAUCCAGGGAAAUGAACGGAGAAAGUGAAGGAACAAUGGAAAAGGUUGAGUUCAAGAAGCGAAUAAGAAAUAAACCUCUCAGAAAACGUCAACAGGACUCCGAUGAGAGUGGAAAUGAGGAGGAGAAAGAAUCCUCCGUUCGGAAUAAAGUGGAGGAGAUGAAAACUAUUCAGAAAUUGAGACAACGUCCAAAUGGGGUUAAUAUCAUCGGCCUAGCCCUUGGUGAACAAGGAACUGCAGAAGUAGCUAAUUCUUCAGAUCCUUUCAAUACUAAAUCCGGGGGUAUGGUCAACAUGAAAGCCCUCAAGAAUGCAAAAUUCAAGCAAGAUGAUGCCUAUGAUACUGGCAUAGGCACACAGUUCAACGCGGAAACGAACAAGCGUGAUGAGGAUGAAGAAAUGGUGAAAUACAUUGAGGAGGAACUAUCGAAAAGAAAAAAUACGUCGAGUAAUGAUCCUUCGAGUGGGCAGUCUGGGGGAAGGAAUUACUGUUCACCUGAGGAGGCUGCUCUCCAGGCAGUUCCCGAGCAUCUGAGACAGAGUUCUGCCCACAGGAGUGAGGAGAUGUUGUCAAAUCAGAUGCUGUCGGGAAUACCAGAAGUGGACCUUGGAAUAGAUGCGAAAAUAAAGAAUAUCGAAGCUACUGAAGAGGCCAAGCAAAAAUUACUGUGGGAGAGGCACAGAAAAAAUGAUGGACCAUCACAAUUUGUUCCAACCAACAUGGCUGUCAAUUUCGUGCAGCAUAAUCGAUUUAAUAUUGACGACGCAAAAGUGAAGAACGAUACAGUACGAGCUGAGAAAGUUGAUCCGAAGGAAGAUCCCAAAGGCAAGAGAAAGGAUAGCAGUGAAAAGGCCACCGACGAUUAUCACUACGAGCGAUUCAAGAAACAAUUCCGAAGAUUCUAGUUUAUCCUCUAACGUGUAAAAAAAUUAUGUGCUUCUCAGUAACCACUCUUUGUAUAAAUAUACUUUCUACAUUCAGUGUUGUAAGAUUGUAAAUAGGAAAUUAAAUAUUUUUUUUUAUUC
Diachasma alloeum is the source of this 1089-nucleotide messenger RNA. Its product is annotated as telomere length and silencing protein 1 homolog. The transcript has 6 exons. Gene Ontology annotation, cellular component: spliceosomal complex. The record is from RefSeq and is a predicted model, not a curated record. Gene Ontology annotation, biological process: mRNA splicing, via spliceosome. NCBI's taxonomy places the organism in Eukaryota, Metazoa, Arthropoda, Insecta, Hymenoptera, Braconidae. Bases 76 to 969 code for a protein of 297 amino acids.